Drosophila bipectinata is the source of this 1666-nucleotide messenger RNA. RefSeq names its product Casein kinase Ialpha (gene CkIalpha). NCBI's taxonomy places the organism in Eukaryota, Metazoa, Arthropoda, Insecta, Diptera, Drosophilidae. Gene Ontology annotation, biological process: signal transduction; peptidyl-serine phosphorylation; negative regulation of canonical Wnt signaling pathway. The record is from RefSeq and is a predicted model, not a curated record. Gene Ontology annotation, cellular component: cytoplasm; nucleus. Gene Ontology annotation, molecular function: protein serine/threonine kinase activity; ATP binding.
CCAUCUGUCACCAUUAGUGAGGGCCCACCACUACUGUCAAGCAAAAGCAUUUUUGCUGGAGAGUCUAACCAUUUUAUUUUAGUUAAUAAAAUACAUAUAUUUCCACUCUUUUUUUCCGUUGUACGCGCGUGCAAAAAGACCAAGUGCAAGUGUGUCCAUCGUACAAUAAUAAUAAUAAUAAUAUUCGAUUGAAAGGCAGUGAUUCGAGCGGAUCCGUGCGACGAAAUUUUUCCCCGUUUCGUUUUUCGUUCGUUCGUGCGUUUUUUUUUUUCUCCACUCUCUCGGCCAAGCAGCAGCAGCAACCAGCACCAGCGUAUUGUAAAAAAUUUUUUGAGACCUUGAGAAAACACCCAGCACGGCGAUAUUCCAACUGCUGAAAAAACAAAAGAAAUUGAGAAACGAAACGGUUAUACUCGUACGCUUCUGUUUCUUCCACACCGAGUGAUAUCUUAGGAAAGCAGUGCUUCAACGGACCAGCCAACGGGCAGCGGAGGAGCAGCUGAGCAGCCAGCCAAGAUGGACAAGAUUCGGAUAUUAAAGGAGAGCCGCCCCGAGAUAAUCGUCGGUGGCAAGUACCGUGUCAUCAGGAAGAUUGGUAGCGGUUCGUUUGGUGAUAUCUAUCUGGGUAUGAGCAUCCAGAGCGGCGAGGAGGUGGCCAUUAAGAUGGAGAGCGCCCAUGCCCGUCAUCCCCAGCUGCUGUACGAGGCCAAGUUGUAUCGCAUUUUGAGCGGAGGCGUCGGCUUUCCACGGAUCCGUCAUCACGGCAAGGAGAAGAACUUCAAUACACUGGUGAUGGAUCUGCUGGGUCCGUCGCUGGAGGAUCUAUUCAAUUUUUGUACACGCCACUUCACCAUUAAGACGGUGCUGAUGCUGGUGGAUCAGAUGAUCGGACGUUUGGAGUAUAUCCAUCUCAAGUGCUUCAUUCAUCGCGACAUAAAGCCCGAUAACUUUCUCAUGGGCAUCGGUCGGCAUUGCAACAAGCUAUUCCUGAUCGAUUUUGGACUGGCGAAGAAGUUCCGUGAUCCGCACACGCGCCACCACAUCCUGUACCGUGAGGAUAAGAACCUUACCGGCACCGCCCGCUAUGCCUCGAUUAAUGCCCAUUUGGGGAUUGAACAAUCACGUCGCGACGAUAUGGAAUCAUUGGGGUAUGUGAUGAUGUACUUUAAUCGGGGCGUCCUGCCAUGGCAGGGCAUGAAGGCCAAUACCAAGCAACAGAAGUACGAGAAGAUCUCCGAGAAGAAGAUGUCGACGCCCAUUGAGGUCCUGUGCAAGGGCUCGCCGGCCGAGUUCUCCAUGUAUUUGAACUAUUGUCGUAGCCUGCGCUUCGAGGAGCAGCCGGACUAUAUGUACCUACGCCAAUUGUUCCGCAUACUGUUUAGGACACUGAACCACCAGUAUGACUACAUCUACGACUGGACAAUGCUGAAGCAGAAGACCCACCAGGGUCAGCCGAAUCCAGCUAUACUCUUGGAGCAAUUGGACAAGGACAAGGAGAAGCAGAACGGCAAGCCCCUGAUCGCAGACUAAGGACGAUGGACUGGAGGGGGGACGCCCGUCCGUUCGAGCACAAGGACGAAUGUGCCGGACGCUACAGAAGACGACGGAGUAGUAGUAGGAGGAGGAGGAGGAGGAGGACGAUAACGGUGGGAUAGAAGUCGUAAAA